AUGACGGGUGAACCCGUCAAUAUCGAGGACAUAGAGGAGGCCGAGAUCAAGGGCGAGAAUGGCGAAAUGUACCUCUUCCAAUGGCUGUCUGCAACUGAGAAGGCUAUCAAGUCGACUCCGUUGGAAUAUCUUAAAACCAAACAAGCCGAUGUCGAAAGCGCACUGGUGAAGGUUAUACUUUCCCACGAGCCAUAUCCGGUCCCAGGACGCGCCUUACGCAACUGCGCCGCGCGAUGCUUCGUUUUAUUGUACACCCGUGGCGAAACGCGAACACUCUUCGACACACUGCAAGCCUUGAUUAAGGUCGUCAUUGAUUUCAAGACGCCUGACCGUGACUCUCACAAGAUUGCAGCAUUCUCGGUUAUUGGAGAUCUGAUGAAGGUUUUCGGCUCGCAGUUCAUGUCCUUCAUGAUGGAGAUUACGACGACAGUGAUGCGCACCGUGCGAUCUUCGUCUACUCCUUUGUUACGAUAUCACGCCCUUAUUGCCCUCCAACAAUCUUUGACUACAGCCAGUCGUGCUGUGACUGAGGCAGCGUUCAAAGACCUUUCGAAACAAAUGCGCAAUGCCCUCACAGAUAAAUGUCUUCCUGUUCAACGCGGAGCUGCCGAGGUGCUCAUUGCCCUCUACUCUGGUCCAGACCAGCCACUCCCGUCGGCGGCUGAUGUCGAAGCGAUUCUAGCCCAGUGCAUCAAGUCCCUAGAUGCAGCUGAUCAGUUAACUCGAAAUACUCUGGCCUUGCUUGUGGGGCAUGUUUUAGCAUCAACUCAAACUGCUCGUCAAAUCGUCGUUGCGGAGCCCAAGGCAGCGAAAAAAGACAAGAAGCCGGGAGAGGCCGACGACGACGACGACGAUAUCACCCCAGCCGCUGCCCAUGCAGCUGCCGAUAGUAUCAAACCAACUCUGACGCCCUCAGAGAUGUUUACUGCUCUUUCUACCCAUCUCAACAAAUCAACAACGCCCCGCAAGACUCGUAUUGGGAUUUUCGACUUUUAUGCGGCGUUGAUCACGAAACUGGGCGCUUCUUUCGUCGAGGCGCACUAUGCAUUGAUCAUAUCUCAUUUAACAACCGAAAUAAUUGUCGGGCCUCUGGGACGCGUCGCACGGACCCGAUAUGAAAAUUUGCUUAUGCGGUCACUUGUUGGAACGUUGCUCCGUGAUCUGAUCGGAGAACGGAUGCUCAGCGAACAGGGCCAAAUUGGUGCCAUACGGGAGCUGGCCAAUGUCUACCUCAAACGAUGGCCGGCUAUGAUGCCAGGAUCCACUGCGCCAGGGAAGCAUGUGCUUGUAGUUGUGCUUCGAGAGGUUGCAGGAUUAUUACAGCAGUUGGGAAACGCUCCGCCCCCCGUUCAAGAUGCUGUUUCUGAACCUUUGGUUACACUCCUUGCCCACCCAAAUCAUACUGUGCGCGUGAAUGCAGCCUGGGCGUUGCGUUGUUUCUGUCAUUCAACACCUUUGCGCCUUCCUAAGACUAUCAUUACCGUUAUGGAGUUGUUACAACGCGACCUAACUCACCUGCUUACACCCACCACUUCCUCCGACGUUCCAUUUCGAGCUCUGGGCCAUGCAUAUGGUCUUGCUGCGCUCGUGUCUAUAAUACCAGCGCGUCCACUGUACGUUUCCUACGAUGCGUCCGCCAAAGUCCUCGAUAUGGCCACCACCAUUCUCAAGCGAGCGGCCGAACAUGAUGUACGUGUGGCUGGGACAGAGGUGGAGGUUGCUUGGACCACUCUUGCUGCACUGAUGGCUCUCGGCCCUAAUUUUGUGCGACCACAUCUGCCUCAACUUCUUGUUCUGUGGCGCAACGCACUUCCAAAGCCAACAACCAAAGAUGCUAGCGCUGGCAGGACUCAUGCAGAAUGGGGAUUUCUGUUACACGUCCGAGAAAGUGCUCUUGGCGCCAUUCUCUGUUUUCUGCGACACAACUCUGGAACACUGGUGACUUUGGACGUUGCUCGGCGUAUUGCUUCUCUUUUAAGUAAUGCACUUUUAUUCGCAAACAACUUUGUUAGUCCUGCAGUACAAGAUGCACUCGGCCUAUCAGAUCCGACUUCCCAAAUUGCUUUGCAGCAGGCGGCAAUCUCGGCGUCAUCCGGGACUCUCCCGCUUCCAGUACGAGAAGCGCUUCUCCGCCGACGAGUCCACCAAUGUUUCUCUGCACUUGGCUUCAGUGGCAUCACCGAAGUCACACAGAGCACAUUACUCCAGUCUUGUGUUUCACUGUUUUCUAGCCCAGAUUCUUAUCCUGGCUCUGGAAGCGCCGUGCAGGCAGCAAUCGCUGCUUCUUCAGGGACUUUUGCGGGCAUUUGGACGAGCAAUGGCGAUGGAUAUGCUCAUGGGGUCACUUUCAUCGACAUUUCGGAUGAAAUCGGAGAGGAUGGGAAGAAAAUGAAGGAGAGGGAUUCUCUCAAUCGAGACUCGGUUGAUGUUGCAAUUGAUAGUCUGCUUCGUAAGCCGAUUCUUGGAGCAUGCGAGCACGAUCCAUUGUCUCUGUGCCAGGCUCGACUGUCAAAUGACGAAUAUCAACUGGACGAGCCACCACCAGCGUUAACUGCGGUGAUCGACACUGCCAUUGAACUAUUUGCCCAGCUUCUUCCUCUUCAAGACCUCGCAACAACAACUAAAAUCGUCACACUUCUCGUAGAAUCUGUUCGCUCUCCGAAAUUGGAAAAGAAUACCGGGCGCAAGGCUGCUGUCUCAAUCAAUGGAGCUGUGGCAAUUGUGCUCGCUCUUCGCCAAGCAAUGGCAACACAAGCUCGUCGUGCAAGAGAUACAUUUGGCGCUUCCCAAGUAACGUCACUUCUUUCGCCCUUUUUGAAGGAUACGCUGGUCGAGGGUGACCCUGUGAUGCGGGUGGCUAGUAGCGAAUCAAUCGGCCGACUUGCCAACCUAGCAGGGACCAACUUUUUGACAGCGCAAACGAAAUCUCUUGUCGACCAGGUUGUCAACAACAGAGAUCCUCACGGACGGGCUGGAUGCGCUCUUGCGUUUGGUGCCAUUUAUAGUCACGUGGGAGGACUCGCUGCUGGUCCACUCUUGAAGACGACGGUCAAUGUACUGAUGUCUCUGAGUAACGACCCCCAUCCUGUUGUUCACUUCUGGGCGUUGACUGCACUGGGAACUGUUAUGCAUGCAGCCAGUCUCGCGUACGCUCCCUUUGUUCCCAGCACUCUAGGCCUGCUACUCAAAGUUUAUACGAUGGAAUCUCACGAGCGUGAAGGCGGCACACUUCCGAAUGCCAAUUUGAGCGGAGAUUACCCUGCUUAUCCUGUUGUUUGUCAAAUAACUGACGCCAUCAUUACCAUUCUUGGUCCAGAUAUGCAAGAAUCCUCCCGAACACGGACACUCAUCCUCAACCUCGUCCACGAUUUCUCGCUUGAAAGUGACAACAGUAUUCGUGUCGAAGCUAUCAAGUGCACUCAACAUUUCCUCAUGUUCGCUCCUGAACACAUCGAUAUUCCCGAGUUGGUCACGCAGUUCCGGGUUUAUCUUGCUUCUUCACAACGGCCGUUGAAGCUUGCCUCCAUCAACGCGCUCUAUCAGCUAGUUCAAAAAGAUGCACUCGCAAUGUCGCGCCUCGGCGGAGAUCGUCUUGUUGAAGACCUUUUUGGAAUGCUUGAUGACGAUUCCUCCGUUCAAGGUGUCCGGGAUGUUAUCACCAGCUGGCUACAGCAAACGGUUGUUCAUAACCCAUCCGCUUGGAUUGAUCUGUGUCAGCGGAUCAUGUCGCGGACAACGGCAUCUCAACAGGUUGUCGAUGCCGCGUCUGGUCAAGGGCCACGGGAUGACGAAGGUGAAUCUCUCAAUGUUGGUCUGGACGGAAGCUCUAGUGGACGCAAACUGGGGACGUCGCGAUGGAGGACGCAGCUUUUUGCCCUUCAAUGCCUCCAUACGAUUUGCACCAUCAUUUCGACGAGUGGGCGGAGAGAACACCUCGAUAUCCGUUACGCUCGGACCCUCGGGGUUUCGCUAACUCAGCUGCUUUUUUCCAGGGUGCCUGAUCUCAUAAAAAUGGCUUUCACCGCGUCAGCCGCAUAUGUGACGGAGAUUCGUUUAGAAGGAUUAAUUGUUCUUCGUGAUGUCAUUGAGAUAUUUGCCACCUCUCCCGACCCGGCCUAUGAUGAUGCCCUCCUCUUAGAACAACAUCAAGCACCGAUUACAGCUGCACUUACGCCUGCAUUUUCUUCUGAUUCCACUCCAGAAAUUCUCGCCUCGGCGGUCCACGCGUGUGCGGUGUUUGUAGGAUGCGGUGUGGUCAAAGACGUCGGACGAAUGGGAAGGAUCCUAAAGCUACUAACUGCCGCUUUAGAUCAAUCACAGGACUCUGGAAUGUUGUCAUUGGGUGACACUGGCGAGCUUAGCCCCAAUGCUUCUGCGAUGUUGAGGAUUUCAACGCUGUCUGCUUGGGCGCAACUUGAGAUUUCAAGUGUGCAACAGUCAUACUUGGUCGAUGUUAUCAAGCCUUACCGAGCGACUCUGGCUUCCCUGUGGCUGGCCUCGCUCCGUGAUUACGCCAGCAUUCGAGUAGAUUCGGAGUUCCUGCACGACACCUCGUCAAUUGCACUCGACUCUUCUUACUCCAGUCUUGGCAAAGAAGUUCUCUUACCCUACUACGCUAAUUCUUGGUCCGUGAUCCUGCAAGCCGUUGCGACCACCAUGCAAGCAAACGAUCCCAAUAUACUCAUAGUGAUGGAUGGCCUCGAACCUGGCAAAGAUGCAACUGUGCCUCCGAAAAACACUAAGCGCACUGAACCGACGAUGUUCUUCUUCAUCAUUUUUGGCCUUGUGUAUGAGGCGCUUGCAACUGCGUCAUCUGAAGCGAGUUCGCCUACUGCCUCACGCCAAGCCACCGUCAUUGCGGCACUUCAAACACUAAAAUCUCUUGUUCGACCUGAAUAUGCUGGAAAAGCGAUGUUCGAGCCCGCGAUUUUUGACGAAUUCAUCAGUCUAUGCUACCGUAUGGCCAUGACGGAAACCGCUGGAAUUCAAGCACACCUUAUCGAAGUUCUCAGUACGAUGACAUCGACUCAAAGCCCUUAUGUUGAUGAGUCUGAUCCACUGUCCCACCCAUCAUUACGAUCUCACUGCUUACGGAUAUGCUCGCAUGUCCUGCGACAUUCCACCUCGGCUGCAAGAGGCUCUAUUAUUCAUGGUGAUGUGCCUGAUCGGAUCAAGAUGAUCAUGACGGCUUUCACGGCCUUCGUUUCUGUGGCAAGUUCGGUGCAAGGAUCUCAUCGAGAAGAUGUGCGCGGGGUUGGGAUUUUACUCUAUAGCGAACUGCUCAAAGACGAGUCAUCGGAGAUUGACCUGGUUGGCCCUACAUUGCCGGCUCUUAAGUCGCUUCUCGAUUUACCAACAACAUCUGCUGCUGCUGCUGAGACAUACAGCAGGCUUGUCCAUGGCCUGAUCUCCGCUUGUUUGUUGAACGUUGACGAGAUGGCGGGACGGGAUGGUGCUAUGUCGACCAAAAAGAUCAAGAACAACCUACUAGCGGCCGUCCUCAUCCUGACCGUAAUCCCUCCGUCAGUCAAAGUGGGAGAACCGGUGAUUGAGCAUUGCUGCUAUCUUAUCACGCAGAAACUGCUGGACGUUGGAGAACUCUCGUUGCCUGCGAUGCAUUGCGCAAAAACCCUGAUUGUGGCAUCAACGUCCGGUAACCCAUUACUACACCAGUGCACCAGGUUGCUUGUCCCUGGGCUUGUAGAGUACAUCGCGAAGAUGGCACCUCUGGUCAGCGAUGGCACAAUAUCUGGACCUCAUGCUGCUGUUGUGGGUGAGGUGUGGAAGGCAUUCUCGGCGCUCUAUGGGUUUGCUCCAGAAGAACAAAAAGCCCGCCUACUGGGAGUUUUCCUGCCCACCAUCACCCUUUUGUUGUCAAAUCCACAAGCAGCAGCAACGGCGGUUACUACCCAAAGCAUACGCGAGUUAUUAACAUACGCGACCUCUUCGCCAGCGGCUUUCAAAGAAGCGGCCGGGAAACUGGAGCCUCCAAUUCGCGACUUGCUUGAGCAAUCCGUACGACGAGCCGUCGGGAGUAUCAACACUGCGACCUCUCAAACCACGAAACCCCAAAUUUCCCUCAGAUCAUUUUAG
Messenger RNA from Mycena indigotica, 6093 nucleotides. RefSeq names its product Clathrin-coated vesicle protein. The transcript is spliced from 17 exons. Bases 1 to 6093 code for a protein of 2030 amino acids. The record is from RefSeq and is a predicted model, not a curated record. Gene Ontology annotation, biological process: retrograde transport, endosome to Golgi; intracellular protein localization; endocytosis. Lineage: Eukaryota; Fungi; Basidiomycota; Agaricomycetes; Agaricales; Mycenaceae. Gene Ontology annotation, cellular component: endocytic vesicle; membrane; Golgi apparatus.